Molecule: messenger RNA, 2439 nt
Organism: Racocetra persica
Lineage: Eukaryota; Fungi; Glomeromycota; Glomeromycetes; Diversisporales; Gigasporaceae
Source: the annotation of a GenBank genome assembly
AUGGGUGAUAGAGAGAGUAAAAAGUCCAUUACAGAAAGAUAUUCUAAAACUAAGGAACAAGUUAAAUCAUAUAAUUUAAUAUUUGACAGAGAAUUUAAUACACACAGAGGAAAUAAUAUAAUUAUAAAUGAGCAUUUACCAGAAAUUCGUUUAGAACCCAGAAUGGAAAAUAAUCAUUUACAAGAAAUGCAAAUAGAUCUUAAUUUAGCAGAAAGAAUUGAUAAUAGAGUUAUAUCACACCAAUCUGUGGAUGACAAUACUCAACCAUUCAAUUCUUUAUUUAAAACGGUCACAGAAAUAAUUGAAAAAAUGUUGACAAUAUAUGAAUCUGCUGAAUGUAGUAAAAAAAUUUGUUGUGCAUUAUUAUUUCGAGCUGAAAUAACACAAACUUGUAUAAAGAAUUUACAAAGAAAACGUCAAGCUAAUGCUAAAAAUUUUCGACGACAAGAUUAUUAUCUUACUUGGGUUAAGUUUAUUAAUGUUUUAAAGAAUAUCAUGAUAUUUUCUGAAGAAAUUACACAGUUAUCAUGGUUCAGAAAGUUUUUAAAUAUCAAUAUGGUUAUAGAUACUUUUUAUACAAAUAUUGUAGAAUUCGAAGAUUCUUGUUAUGAUUUAAAUUUAAUUUCAGCUGUGUACAGUGCUGAACAAAGAGAAAAAGAGGCACAAGAUGUAGCUUACGAUAUUUUAAUUUUGAGAAAGUCAUUGGAUGGAAUGCAACCCGAAAUUAAAACAUUAACUACAGAGAUUGCUGCAUUGAAUGCUGCAAAACAUUCGUUAAAAAAUGCUAAACCUGAGAUUAUAGCUUCAAAUGUUCCAAGAAGACUGUGCAAAAUACCUCGAAUAAAUUCAGAGGAACUAAACGAUCUACCUCCUUCUAAAGAUAAUAGACGUGGAUCGAUCACAAAAAAAAUCUUUCGUGGAAAAGAAAUUACAAAUAAGCUUGAACCAAAAAUUUCAAUUUAUCGUGGAUAUAGAGAAAAAGGUUUUGUCUACGUUAAUAUGGAUGAAACAUUUCGAUGGUUAGCUCCAGAAAGAAUGAAAAAUCCUAUCCCUCGGUAUAAUAAUCAAUCUGAAAUAUUUAGAGAACUCGCUAGAAUUAUUAAAUCAGCUUGGGAAGAAGAUCCUUCAUCUCGUCCCUUGGAUUUAGAGUUACAGUUGAAGUUGGGUGAAUUACAUAAUAAAUAUUUUUCGCAUGAUAUCAUGCUAAAUUUGGAAUUUCUUCGAAAUCGAAAUCGAAGUAGUUCUCACCUUAUUCCACAAAGUUUUAAUGGAAAAUCAAAAAGAGAUUCGGUAACUAGUGAAAUGGAAAUUGAUGAUUCAAAAACUAUUGCAAUUAUUGGGCCAACUGAUAGUGAUGAUUCAAAAACUAUAGUGAUUAGUGGAACAAUUGUAAUCGAACAACCAGCAAAUGAAUCAACAAAUGCUGAAGAAUCAACAAAUGUUGGAGAAUCAACAAAUGUAGGAGAAUCAACAAAUGUUGGAGAAUCAACAAACGUUGGAGAAUCAAUGAAUAUCGAAGAAUCAACAAAUGUUGAAGAAUCAAUGAAUAUCGAAGAAUCAACAAAUGUUGAAAAAUCAACCAACGUCGGGGAAUCAACCAAUGUUGAAGAAUCAUCCAAUGCUAAAGAAUCAACUGAUGUUAGAGAACGAACCAAUGUUGAAAAACCAACCAAUGUUGAAGAAUCAACAAAUGUUGGGGAAUCAACAAAUGUUGGAGAAUCAAUGAAUGUUGAAGAAUCGACCAAUGUUGAAGAAUCAAUGAAUAUCGAAGAAUCAACAAAUGUUGAAAAAUCAACCAAUGUUGAAGAAUCAACCAAUGCUAAAGAAUCAACCAAUGUUAAAGAAUCAACCAAUGUUGAAGAAUCUACAAAUGUUGAAGAAUCAACAAAUGUCGAAGAAUCAACCAAUGUUGAAAAAUCAAUGAAUAUUGAAGAAUCGGCAAAUGUUGAAAAAUCAACCAACGUUGAAGCUGAAGAAUCAAGCAAUGUUGGAGAACCAACCAAUGUUGAAAAACAAACCAAUGUUGAAGAAUUAACAAAUGUUGAAAAACCAACCAAUGUUGAAGAAUCAACCAAUGUUGAAUCAACCAAUGUUGAAAAAUCAACCAAUGCUGAAGGAUUAACAAAUGUAGAAGAAUCAACCAAAGUAGUAGAAUCAAUGAAUGUUGAAGAAUCAACCAAAGUAGAGGAAUCAAAGAAUGUUAAAGAAUCAACCAAUGCAGAAAAAUCAACCAAUGUAGAAGAAUUAACUAAUGUAGAAAAAUCAACCAAUGUUGAAGAAUCAAUGAAUGUUGAAGAAUCAACCAAUAUUGAAAAACCAACAAAACUUGAAAAGCCAACCAAUGCUGACGAAUCAAUGAAUAUUGAAGAAUCAUCCGAUAUUGGAAAACCAACAAAGGUUAAAAAACCAACCAAUGUUGACGAAUCAAUGAAUAUUUAA